CUGGGAGAUCAACAAUACAAUGACAUCCCUCAACGAUAGAAUAGCUGAUACAAUGGUCAAGCUCAAGUUAUACGACAAUUGGACUGAUGAAACUAACCAACAAGUAAGACAAGAAAGGGAAUUCUGGUACUUGGAGACAAUAAAGAUAACAUCGGAGGAUACUGGUCACGUUAACGAGCAAUUCGUUCAGAAUCUUGAUGAUCAUUUCUACGAACUGGGACUAGAAAUCGGAUCUGCUUUCAAUGGUCAAGAAUUACCUGUUGAACUUUACAGGUUUAACGAGACUCUAGCACGUUUAUUUACCAAUAGAGAUGGUCUCGGUGCCACCAUGAUGGGUACAGUAAGCGAGACAUCACAAAAGAGCUUCGAUGUUGAAGGCCUUCAUGAUGGUGUACAAUAUGGUGUGGAUUCGACGUUGGUUGUUAAGUCGAUAUCAAAAGUACUACUGCUGAAGUUGAAGAAGUUGAGGGAGCUGAUAGGUUCGAAGGAUCUCUCACAUAUGGAGUUGAGACUAUUGGAUAGCAUACUGGUCCAAAAUCUUUCACAUAGAAUGCUAAAGCCAUAUCACGACCUACUAUUCAAAAGGGCGUCGUAUCAUUUGACCAAGUUGUAUUAG
Messenger RNA from Williopsis jadinii, 616 nucleotides. RefSeq lists its product as uncharacterized. The coding region runs from base 20 to 616 and encodes 198 amino acids. NCBI's taxonomy places the organism in Eukaryota, Fungi, Ascomycota, Saccharomycetes, Phaffomycetales, Wickerhamomycetaceae. The transcript is spliced from 3 exons. The record is from RefSeq and is a predicted model, not a curated record.